AUGAAAACCGUUAUUAUCUUCUUAGUCAUCGUUAUCGUAUCUACUCUCAUAAGCACCAUCGAUGCCAAUGAUCGUCAAACAUUUUCAGCAUACUUAUCCGAAGAUCGGCUUUUGGAUUCGUUAAUAGAAAUGAAAUGGCGUGAAUAUUUAUUGAAGAAGUACAAACAAUUGAAAGACGACUCACCCAAAUUCAAAACCAAUCGGUUUCAGCAAGAAAGUAAUGAAGAAAACCGAGGACGAACAUUCGUUCGUCGAAAAUUAGUUGGCAUCAGCGACAAUCCAUUUUAA
This is a messenger RNA of Adineta ricciae, 288 nucleotides long. Lineage: Eukaryota; Metazoa; Rotifera; Eurotatoria; Adinetida; Adinetidae. The record is from the annotation of a GenBank genome assembly.